Molecule: messenger RNA, 2286 nt
Organism: Geodia barretti
Lineage: Eukaryota; Metazoa; Porifera; Demospongiae; Tetractinellida; Geodiidae
Source: the annotation of a GenBank genome assembly
CGUAAGUAAUUGACUUUGGCCGCGCCUAUAGCUACCUUCUCGAUCUCCGUCCUCUAUCGGGAAAGCUGCGAAUAAAUCACAGACUCUCCUCUGAGAUCCUUGACCUGGUGAACAUUGACUUCCUUUUCUUCUUUGAACCAUUUACAGAAAGCAUGGAGUGCUGAUCUUGGCCCGUAUUAUUCUGUCUUCCGGGGCCAAAUCUGUCUGGCACGAAAGACGCUCUGCUUUAUCUGGUGCUCAAGGGCAAAAUGCUAGCCUACAUACCACAGAACAUGUCCAGAAAGAGAAGUGUACCCUUUAGAGCUACCACUACAACUGAUAGAAAUGAGGAGGCUCCACUGCCCAAGAGGACCCGUACUUCAACUGCAGGUGUCGCUUCCAGAUACAGAGAUAACAAUGGAGGAGAAGGACACCACUCUCUGGAUGUCUUUGUCCUUCCACAAGCCCCGAAAUCACGGAGAGUAGCAAGUCUGAAGGCACAGGUGGCCAACGCCUCUCUACUCCUUGCUGAGACGCGGCACCGCUCCAGAUCUUCGUCUCCUCAUGAAUUCAGCUCGGCUGGCGAGGAAGAAGGAUUUGGAGGAUUGCUGGUGGCAGAGGGUCCGUGGGGAAACACAUCUGUGGUGAGUGAGCGACCCCAAGGGAGAGUCACCAGUCAACAGAGUGGGAAGCCGGAACAGGCUGAGAGCUGUGCCAGUCCACUCAGUCCGCUCUCUUCCCUCGGGAGCGAGUGGGAAGAAGAGAAAACCAUGGGAUCUGGAGAUGCUCUGUUGAAGGUGAAUGCAACGCCCAAGUUCAAAACCCCCGUCCUCAAUCUUGUGUCAGUGGUUGAAAAGACACAGAGCUGUGGGAAACAGAAACAAAGUAAAUCCCCCGGCCCCUCGAAAAAGCCACCUGCAUACCCACCGAUUCAAGGAUAUGUGAGGCGAAUGGCAAGCCUGAAUGCCCGGGCAUUUGUGAGUGCAAUGAUGGAAACAGGGAGACAGCCUUACAGGCGGAAAACAGCUCCAGAGUCUCCAGCCAACACCGUGAUUUCCAUUCCAAGGAGGAAAGCUACUGGCAGAGCUACAGCUACUAUCGCAAGCAGUGAAAUUCCAUCGGUCCAACCUACUGAGUCAGUAUCAGGUGCACAAAACAGAGCUUCCACAACAGAAGAAGAACCUGAGGCACUAUCUGAUUCCCUCGAGACGUUCUCAAAGCAGUGCACCUCAGACAAGGAAGCCACUCCUGAGGGUCCAAAUUUCCUGAGUCCCUUCCUGGGAAAAGGGCCAGGGUACGUGGUCCUUUGUGCUUCACCCAACACCCUGACGCAGUGUGGGAUUAUCAGAGGAGGGAGCUGCGAUGCGUCGACAUUCAACACCGAGGGUCUUCUGUGGAAUGGAGACACCAUUCAUCCUCAGGCUCGUGUCUAUCUCACUCCAGAGGGAGUGAUGCCUCGUUUGAUAGUCCCGCCCGUCUGCCCUGCCAGACCACACCGUGUCUCUGAAACAAAGGAUCUUGCACAGAGGCUCCAACUGAAGAGACUGAAAACACCGAAAGCAGUAAAGGGUGAUAAUGGUUGGUAUGCACAGGGAGAUCCCAUCAAGGAAGUGGUGCUUACACACAAGGAGGGGACUAGAGUGUCACGGAAGUAUUAUGCUGGAAUAAGGAGAAAGAAUGAGGAACUGUGGGUGAGGGAUUGCAUCACAGUGAGGUCGGGGAAGAGGAAGAAAGACAGACCCUACAUUGCAAAAAUCGGGAGCAUAUGGAGAGAAAACAGCGGUGCUGUAAUGGUGACUCUGUUUUGGUACUACCGUCCCGAGGAAGCUACUGGCAUACACCACACUGACUUCCAGAAAGAUGAACUAUUGGCUUCACAGCACUACGAUGACAACAGUGUAGCCUGCAUUGAAGACAAGUGUUACGUGCUCGGGCUCAGACAGUACUGCAGGUACCACGCACAGCGCGAAAGUACGGCGCAGGCCAUUGGGAAUUUGGACGGUUUCUCUGUAAUUCGGGGCAGCCCAAACGAAACAGGACAGCAUACGAAGCCGGCUUCCAGACGCAAGAAAUCAAAUCCCCACGUGUUUCUCUGUCACCGUGGCUACAAUCACAUAGCAGGAAGGUUACUGAAGAGUCAUAAGUACAAAUAAAUAUUGCUUCACUAAAGCUGUGCAUUCCUGUUUGUUGUAUCAUAUUUGUUUGCGGUCUUCAUUGAAACACAUGUUACAGUUUCUUGAUGGUUUUAUAUAUUAUUUUAUUGGUGCAGGCAUGUACAAAAUCGUGUGUUGGCCUCUUGCAAACGUG